Dendronephthya gigantea is the source of this 1582-nucleotide messenger RNA. RefSeq names its product protogenin-like. The transcript is spliced from 5 exons. Gene Ontology annotation, molecular function: protein binding. Bases 18 to 1046 code for a protein of 342 amino acids. The record is from RefSeq and is a predicted model, not a curated record. NCBI's taxonomy places the organism in Eukaryota, Metazoa, Cnidaria, Anthozoa, Malacalcyonacea, Nephtheidae.
CCAAAGACGAUAAAUUCAUGUGUCUUCUUACUGCAAGUAAAGCGCCAUGUAACGCAGCUCGAUUGAGCUUUCGCAUUGAAAAUAGACUUCCCAAGCCAAAUAACAUUUAUCUUGAGAAGAUCACUCCGAAAGAAGCAGUGCUUAGAUGGGAAAAGAUUUCUGCGAACGCAACAAUCUAUGGUGUUUUGUUGGGAUACAAAUUGACGCUAUUUGGAAUGAAAAGUGAAGAAAACAUCACUUUAGCAAAUGAUACUAAUUACGUUGUGUUGACUAACUUAAAUCCAAAAUCAAAUUAUACCCUCUCGGUACGUGGUUUUACAAAAUAUGGUGAUGGAUAUACGCUACUCUACAACUUUGUAUCACUAGAUCGACUUCGAAGGCCAAAUAAUAUUCACCUUGCAAAGAUCACCUCCAAAGAAGCAGUGAUUAGAUGGGAAAAGAUUUCUUCAAAACCAAAAAUAAACGGCGUUUUACUGGGAUACAAGCUGAUUCUAACCAGCCGAAAAAGAAAAUUAAGUUUCAUAUCAGCAAAUGAUACCAACCACGUCGUGUUUCCUGACUUAGCUCCAAAAUCAAAUUAUACCCUUUCAAUACGUGGGUUCACACAGUAUAGUGAUGGUUAUGCUGUAUUGUACAACUUUUCAUCAUUAGAUGUGAUUCCCGCGCCAAAAAAUAUUCAGGUUGUUAUCUUGUCCAAAACUUCAGUUGGCAUCCAGUGGUUUCUCGUGCAACAACGUGAGGAAAAAUACGAUAAAAUCUUUGGUUACAGAGUAAAUGUGAGAAACGCAACACAUUCUUUUCAAAUCGACACUUUAAGUGUAACCUAUUCUGUGGUUCUGAGGCGUCUCUCACCCGAUGCAAAUUAUAGUGUAUCAGUUUUCGGCUUUGGUAAUGGAACAAAAGGAAUUUCAAGUAAAUGGAUACAUUUUAAAAUAAAUGAUCGUGAGGGGCCAUCUGGAGUUAGUAAUAAAGGAGGAACUAACACAGACGGAAGGAACUUUACUUUAACAAUCAUCGUUGUUUUGAUUGUCGGAGUUUUGUUUUAGGCGACAACUUUUGAGUAGCCACUGUGUCGGAUGUUUUACGAAUAGUCAAUUUUUACGUCACUAAUAAAAUUUAUGGUAAAAUAAUUUUACAAGUCGUUAUAUCUCAUUGUUUUCCCAUGCUCCAAAAAAGCCUAAAUUUCACAAAAAGAAAUCAGCUUCGCCACCAAAAAUGUUGUCAGUGGUUUUUUAAUUUACCGAAAUAUAUAUAGUUGUGCCAAAACAAGCAUUUGUUGUAAAUCGAUAUAAUAUAAAAAUAGCGCCAUAGUGGAAAAACAUGAAAACAUGAAUUUCAACUAAAUCCAAUACCUGAACUAUAUCCAUUGGAAUAUAUAGAUAUUGGCAGAAAUCAUCACAAAUAUUGCAUUCUCAACGUGACACUACAUUAUUUUACCGCAAGCAACUGGCAGAAUCUCAAAUAAACUCUCCUGAUUUAUGUUUCUUGUUGUAUGAGUGUAGACAAAAUAUGCCUUUUUGGAGAAGCUAUGUAGCUGUAAAUACUAUUUUAAAAUCGAAGGUGCCUUUUUUGUUUCCUACGU